CGUCAUUCUAUCACGGCCAUAUAAAAGGACGGUUUGCACUUACCCCGUUCAGUUCUGUUGAGAUCAUCAGAGAUACUAGGUUGACAAUUGCAGUGAUAUUUCGUAAAAUUAUCUGCGACUUUUUGUAAAAGCUACGAUACAUUUACAUCAGUAAAUAUGCAGAUCUUCGUGAAGACUUUGACGGGUAAAACCAUAACUCUUGAAGUCGAAGCCUCUGACACCAUUGAAAACGUGAAAGCAAAAAUUCAGGAUAAAGAGGGAAUUCCACCAGACCAACAAAGAUUGAUCUUUGCUGGCAAGCAACUUGAAGACGGACGAACGUUGUCCGAUUAUAACAUCCAAAAGGAAUCCACUUUGCAUUUAGUCCUUCGAUUAAGAGGAGGCAUGCAGAUUUUUGUGAAGACACUUACUGGAAAAACUAUUACUUUAGAGGUUGAGGCAUCUGAUACCAUUGAGAAUGUAAAGGCAAAAAUUCAAGAUAAAGAAGGUAUUCCACCAGACCAGCAAAGAUUAAUCUUUGCUGGUAAACAACUAGAGGAUGGCCGUACUCUUUCCGAUUACAACAUCCAAAAGGAGUCUACUCUCCAUCUUGUACUCCGACUCCGUGGAGGAAUGCAAAUUUUUGUCAAGACUCUAACGGGAAAAACCAUCACGUUGGAAGUAGAGGCAUCUGAUACUAUUGAGAAUGUAAAGGCUAAGAUCCAGGAUAAGGAAGGAAUCCCACCGGAUCAGCAGAGGUUGAUCUUUGCCGGCAAGCAGCUUGAAGAUGGUCGUACGCUAUCCGAUUAUAAUAUCCAAAAGGAGUCAACCCUUCAUCUUGUACUCCGACUCCGUGGAGGAAUGCAAAUUUUUGUCAAAACUUUAACCGGAAAAACAAUAACUUUGGAAGUCGAAGCUUCAGAUACGAUUGAGAAUGUUAAAGCAAAAAUCCAGGAUAAGGAAGGAAUCCCACCGGAUCAGCAGAGAUUGAUCUUUGCCGGCAAGCAGCUUGAAGAUGGUCGUACUCUUUCCGAUUACAAUAUCCAAAAGGAGUCAACCCUUCAUCUUGUACUCCGACUCCGUGGAGGAAUGCAAAUUUUCGUCAAGACUCUGACAGGAAAGACCAUCACGUUGGAAGUAGAGGCAUCUGAUACUAUUGAGAAUGUUAAAGCAAAAAUUCAGGAUAAGGAAGGAAUCCCACCGGAUCAGCAGAGGUUGAUCUUUGCUGGUAAGCAACUUGAGGAUGGUCGUACACUUUCUGAUUAUAAUAUUCAAAAGGAAUCUACUCUCCAUUUGGUACUUCGUCUCCGUGGUGGUAUGCAGAUUUUUGUAAAAACUUUAACCGGCAAAACAAUUACUUUGGAAGUCGAAGCUUCAGAUACUAUUGAGAAUGUAAAGGCUAAGAUCCAGGAUAAGGAAGGAAUCCCACCGGAUCAGCAGAGGUUGAUCUUUGCCGGCAAGCAGCUUGAAGAUGGCCGUACACUUUCGGAUUAUAACAUUCAAAAGGAGUCCACCCUUCAUCUGGUACUCCGACUCCGUGGAGGAAUGCAAAUUUUUGUCAAAACUUUAACUGGUAAAACCAUCACGUUGGAAGUAGAGGCAUCUGAUACUAUUGAGAAUGUAAAGGCUAAGAUCCAGGAUAAGGAAGGAAUCCCACCGGAUCAGCAGAGAUUGAUCUUUGCCGGCAAACAGCUUGAAGAUGGUCGUACUCUUUCCGAUUACAACAUUCAAAAGGAAUCAACCCUUCAUCUUGUACUCCGACUCCGCGGUGGAAUGCAAAUUUUCGUCAAGACUCUUACAGGAAAGACCAUCACAUUGGAGGUAGAAGCUUCCGAUACGAUUGAAAAUGUCAAAGCUAAAAUUCAGGACAAAGAGGGUAUUCCCCCAGAUCAACAAAGAUUAAUUUUCGCUGGCAAACAACUCGAGGAUGGCCGUACUCUUUCCGAUUACAAUAUACAAAAAGAAUCUACUCUACAUUUAGUACUUAGGCUUCGUGGUGGUAUGCAAAUUUUUGUUAAAACUCUUACAGGAAAAACUAUCACUUUAGAAGUUGAGGCAUCUGAUACUAUCGAAAAUGUUAAAGCCAAAAUUCAAGAUAAAGAAGGAAUCCCACCUGAUCAGCAAAGAUUGAUCUUUGCUGGAAAACAAUUAGAAGAUGGGCGUACUCUGUCAGAUUAUAAUAUUCAAAAAGAAUCAACCCUUCACUUAGUCCUUCGUCUUCGAGGCGGAAAUUAAAUUCUAUUCAUGAAUAAAAUCUGCAGACUUAUAGUCCUACUAGAUACAUUAUUAUUUUUUACUUUUAUUCAUGCUGAACUGUAAUGUGAUAUUUAUUCCACUGCUUCGUCGGCAAAUAAAAACUGCAUUUGAAGUUAAUUUUCUCUAUAUUCUAAGAAAUCUUAUAGAUAUGCAGUUUAAACAGUUUAUGCGAUGUAAUGUUCAAAUAAUAAAAUUCUAGAAGCAAGCG
This is a messenger RNA of Vespula pensylvanica (western yellowjacket), 2443 nucleotides long. RefSeq names its product polyubiquitin-A (gene Ubi-p63E). Gene Ontology annotation, cellular component: cytoplasm; nucleus. The transcript has 3 exons. Bases 157 to 2214 code for a protein of 685 amino acids. Gene Ontology annotation, molecular function: protein tag activity; ubiquitin protein ligase binding. Gene Ontology annotation, biological process: protein ubiquitination; modification-dependent protein catabolic process. The record is from RefSeq and is a predicted model, not a curated record. NCBI's taxonomy places the organism in Eukaryota, Metazoa, Arthropoda, Insecta, Hymenoptera, Vespidae.